CGUGGUCGAUAUUUAAACGGAAAAUAAAAUUUCGACCGCAUGAGGUUGAAACUUAUUUUUGUACAAAUAAUAAAUGAAAAAAACAUUUUAAAAAAAUUAAUUAUAUAAAUAAAAUAAUUAAUUAAAAAAAGAGAGCAUAUUUCGACUAAAUGCGGUCGAAAAUUAAGUCACAUUUGGUCAAAUCUGACUUAAUUAUUUCGACCGCACGCGGUCAAAAUAAUAAAUUUGAAAAAUUUAAUGUGCUCCCCCAACAUCAAUCGGGCAAUUCUCAUCCCAAAAUAUACCAAAACCUAAUUUUAUCCCAAAACUCCCACCCCCACCACACCCCUACCCCGCCGCCGACGCCCCAUCCCCACCACACCCCUCCCCGCCGUCGACGCUCCAUCCCCACCACUGCCUGUCCUCCGUCGCCGCCCUUGCUGUCCGCCAGAGGGGGGAACCACAGAAGCAAGUUGACUAGUGAUGUAGCUGGGGAGCUUAGUGAUACAUCUGUAAGUUGUGAGGAAACUAGAUCCAAUUCUCAGGCUAUUGCAUUUUCUCCAUUGGAGCAGCAAGUGCUGAAGAAGGGAAGAGAUCUCAGUCAAGUGACUAAUAGACUUUGGAAGAGGUUUUACCAGAUUGAGUUUGGUGAGAAGAGCAUCAAUCAGGUGGUUGAGAGAAUGAAGCAAAGGAAAGUUACAUUUAAAUGGAAACAGUUGUAUGAGGCAAAGACAAAGGAAGUGGCGGAAACGCAGCAAAGGUCAUUCGAAAGAAUCAAGGAAUUGUAUCAAAAGGAAGAUGCGAAACGAAAGAGCCGACAAGUUCGAGUCUGCACAAAGGUUCCACCUUCUAGCAAUAAAAGAAGCUUUUACGGUAGUGGACCUGGUAGCAGUUUUGGCAACACAAAGAGUUCCUUGAUGAAGAAGGCAAAAAUAGAGUUUGUUAACAGUCGAGAAGUAAAGAAUUUGGCUGCUAUGAAGAAUAAGGGUGUGCAAAGAACUCAUAGAUUUUGGCUAUUUGAACCUCGAUGUGGCAUGCAUCACAAGAAGACGUAGUUCAUGCUCUUGUUGAUUAGGAUAUAUAGUGGGGAGGAAUCGGAUCAUGUCUCUAACACCCAACGUUGACUUUUGGAUUGUAAUAUUGCUAUGUUUUCUUGGAUAUGUAUAUAUAUUUUUUUAUGAUAGUUUUAAUUCGAAUUAGAUGUACUUUUGAAGGUGAAUUUGAUUGUAGGAAGUAGUUUAUCGAUGUUUUAACUUUACGAUGUUUAAGUGUUUGAAUAUAGAAAUCAGUUUAUGGUUGUUUAA
Lycium barbarum (goji berry) is the source of this 1283-nucleotide messenger RNA. RefSeq lists its product as uncharacterized. The record is from RefSeq and is a predicted model, not a curated record. The transcript has 8 exons. Gene Ontology annotation, biological process: transcription elongation by RNA polymerase II. Gene Ontology annotation, cellular component: nucleus; elongin complex. NCBI's taxonomy places the organism in Eukaryota, Viridiplantae, Streptophyta, Magnoliopsida, Solanales, Solanaceae. Bases 150 to 1034 code for a protein of 294 amino acids.